UCCCACCACACGUUCGCACCCAUACGGGUGUCUAUCUACUGCGUCUUUCUUAGAGAUGGAGUUGGAACGAUGAUGGGGUUUCGAUCUUGGCUUCUCACAUCUAGGUUUCGAGCUUGGCUUCUACAUCUGGGAUUCAUCGAUCCAUGACCCUUGCUGCAGCACCACUGCCCUACACCACCGUCACAAACCAGAAGAUCCUUUCUCCUUUUCUUCCCUGCACCACCGAGAAAACCGUAGUCACCCAUUUUCUUUCCUUCUCCUUCUUUCCAAGAAGCUUCAACACUUACUCGUCUGUGUUCAUUGCCACAAGAGGUUAUAUCUUCGCCAUUGAAGCCGAUUCUCAAACCAGUCCACCCAAAUGUACAACCCACUUCCCCAAAUCCACCCAACCGCCAAUUUCACACCCCAUUCGCUAUCUUCUCACAACCCCCAUAUCUUCUUCAUUCAUCAGUUUCAUCAAAACCUAAAGAUCCCUAAGUACAGUUAUUCUUCCCUUCCUUACAACCGCAAAACGUUGUUCAAAACCCGGAUCAAAUGUACAGAAAAUAGUGAUUCCAAUCCAGCAAAAUGGGAGAGACUUUUACCAAAAAAUAUUAUCUCAGCUGACAAAAUCCUCAGGUCGAUUGCCGGGGCAACUUCUAGUCCAAUUUGUCAGUUCAUAUCUUCACCGACUACUUUCUUGCACACCGUUGAUCCAAGAAUAAAAUUGGCAUGGCUUCUGGUUUUAGUUGUUUUACCAGCAAGGUCCCAUAUAUAUAUGCGUUUUGGAUUAAUCACUUUUCUGGCUCUAUUGUCUGUAUGGAUACAGCCAAGACAAGUUUGGGUGGAUCAACUGGGAAGAGUUGCCUUACUAUCCGGGAUUUUGUUCCUAAUGUUGGGACUCGGUGCAGAUAGCAUGCCAAUGGUUGUACAGUCAAGAACCCCACCGCCUUCAAUGAUGGGAUUGUCCGCUAUUCCAUCAUCUUUUGCUGGUUAUUCAUAUCUAUUAUUCAAAUUAGGACCGUUGCAGCUUACAAGAAAAGGACUGUCUGUAGCCAGCACAUCUGCAUGCUUAACCUUCACCAUUUUUCAAAGUGCAAGUCUUUGCCUGAGCACUACAACACCAGAACAACUUGCGUUUGGUCUGGAAUGGUUUAUGAAGCCAUUGGCGUAUGUUGGUGUCCCAGUUGCCGAAGUUAUUCUUACUCUUCUACUAUCAUUGAGGUUUAUCAACCUAGUCUUCGAUGAGGUUCGGAUUGUUGCAUUGGGGAUUGUAUCUCGAAGGAUAAAUUGGCAACAGUUGGCUACUAUGGAGACAGUUGAAGUUUUCUUUACGUACAUCCGUCGGAUCUUCAAAAAUAUAUUUAAUCACGCAGAGCAGAUAACCCAGGCGAUGAAUGUGAGAGGGUUCAGGGGUGACAGCAAGUUGCACAAGAUUUACUUCUCAUCGACUUCUUCUGCAGCAGUGGCAAAUGUCAUAUCCAUUAUGACACUAGUCGGACUUAUAUCUGCUGCUGUAUUAUCCGAGUAUAUGCUUAGCUAACGUCAUACAUGAAAACGUUCAACGAUACAUCAAACUCACACAAUUCUAUCUGUCCGAACAAGCAACUUAAACAUGGAGCGCUAAUGUUUACUGCAAGCGCUUGGAGUCGGCCAGCGUCCAUGAGAACAACCCAAAAAUGUGUACUAGUGUAUCAGGCCCUGCAUUUGACAAAGGAUUCAAACUUAGAAUUCUGGGGGCAUGGAUCAUGAAUUUUGUGUAAUUUUUACUUUUUUAGUACAUUAUGGGACAGAAUACAUGACAUGACAUAAUAAAAACUGUCCCAUAUUUGGUACGACA
Molecule: messenger RNA, 1819 nt
Organism: Cynara cardunculus var. scolymus (artichoke)
Lineage: Eukaryota; Viridiplantae; Streptophyta; Magnoliopsida; Asterales; Asteraceae
Product: protein ABCI12, chloroplastic
Exons: 8
Coding region: 359-1522 (387 amino acids)
Cellular component (GO): chloroplast
Source: RefSeq, a predicted model, not a curated record